Molecule: messenger RNA, 3039 nt
Organism: Fraxinus pennsylvanica
Lineage: Eukaryota; Viridiplantae; Streptophyta; Magnoliopsida; Lamiales; Oleaceae
Source: the annotation of a GenBank genome assembly
AUGGGGAAAAAGGUUAAGAAGAAGGCAAGAAGUGGCCAAAAGGAGAAACGAGGUUCUUCCUCUUCUCCAAAACUAAUUUCCCAGCAAGGCAUUGACAAUGUUAAAAUUCAUGAGAGUGGAGGUGCAGUUGUAAAUGAUAGAAGAGUAUGUUCCCAUGUUGUCAAGGGAAUUAAUUUGGAGAAUCUUUCUUCUAAACUUGGGUCGUCAGAGCCCAUUGCAUGUGAAGAUUGUCGUGUUAAUGUGGCGGAUAGACGGGCGAGCAGAGGAAAAGCUAAGCACGGGAAGAAGGGAGGGAGUAAUACAAAAUCGGAGUCUAAAACAAUUUGGGUUUGUUUGGAAUGCGGACAUUUCUCCUGUGGAGGUGUGGGAUUCCCAACCACGCCCCAAAGUCAUGCAGUUCGACAUGCGAAACAGAGGCAUCAUCCACUAGCUGUCCAGUAUGAAAAUCCUCAACAGCGGUGGUGUUUUCCUUGCAAUACAUUAAUUUCAGCUGAAAAAUCGGAUGAACACAAUGAUGCCUUACAUGAAAUUGCAAAAAUGCUAAAGGAGAGACCUUCCGAAGGGUCUAAUGCAGAUGUUGAGAAUGUUUGGUUUGGCACUGGCAGUGUGACUGGUGGAAUAAAAGAACACUCUGUAUUUAUUGGUUCAGAUGGAAGAGCUAAUUAUUCAGUUAGAGAUGAAUCUGUUGGUCCUCUUACUGCUGCUCUGGGAAAGCUUUUCCUUGAAACCAGCCCAGAAGCUGGUACAAGUAAUGUGAUAAAUCCAAGGUCUUUAUUUGGUAGUGUUUGUUCUAAGGCUCCCCAGUUUAGGGGAUAUCAGCAACAAGAUAGUCACGAAUUGCUUCGAUGUUUGCUCGAUGGAUUGUGCACUGACGAAUUGAGUGCAAAAAAGCACAUCAAUUCAUCUCAGGAUGAUGGGAAGUCUACGGACACAGAUCCCACAUUUGUGGAUGCUAUAUUUGGAGGGAAACUUUCUAGCACAGUUAGUUGUUUAGAAUGUGGGCACUCUUCAACUGUUUAUGAGCAAUUUUUGGACCUGUCAUUGCCAGUUCCUACUAAGAAGCCUCCAUCAAAAAGGGUGCAGGCAGUCUCUCGAGGCAAGAAACCAAAAUUGCCUCCGAAAAGAAGCGGAAAGAUUCGCUCCAAAGUCACCAAAGAUGCUUUUAUACUACCAGCUCAGAGUGUUGUUGACCAAUCAACUGGUGACAAGUCUUCAGGUGAGGUGCAGUCGAGUUUACUUCCAGCAGAGCAAUUGGCGGUAUCAGAUUCCACUAACACUAAUGAUAUUGCUAACGAUAUGGGUUUGUCACCCUGGGAUCUUUCAGCUAUGGAAAAGCCUGAUUACCAGCAAGGAAUUGAGAAUGUUGGAGGGAAGUCAAGUUCACCAGAUAGUUUUGCAUGGCUAGAUUACCUUGAGCCAAAUGCGGCAUCAGAUAACAUUGAUAUGGCCUCAGAAAUUGACGAUCUUUCAGGAAACCAGGGUACAGCUAAUGAAAAUGCUCAUCAGAACAAUGACACUUCUCUGAAUUCUCUGGAACCUAGUAGAGAGAGUAAUUCACAACAUUUGACCUCAGCACCUUCCUCAGACAAUGUGAGACUGUUGGACUCUCUUGAACAAGUUACAUCAGCCAGUGAGCAUAUUUUGGUUUCACAAUCUGAUGAGAAAUGUUUGCCUAAAUGUUCCAUAAUCAAAGAAGCUUUUCAAGAUGAUACUUAUUUAGAGGGUAGCUCAGAAUCCUUUAAUCAGGUUUCCCAUAAAGGUUCAAAUUCUGAUGUUAGUUCUUCAAGGAGGGAUGAGGAAUUGCCAUUACAGAUUCAAGAUUCUGAAGUUCUGUUGCUUCCGUACAAAGAAGAUGCCCCAUCUAUUGCCGAGGUAUCAAAAGGAGAAAUUGAGGUCUCCUCAUUGGCUCUUUGUGGUGAACAAGAUUCCUUAGAAUUUGAUGGAUUUGGAGACUUGUUUAAUGAACCUGAGGCUGUGAUUGAAAGCAAUCACACAGGUUAUGAGGCAAAUGAAGUCAUUAAAAGUGGAUUUGGUGUUGGAAAUAGCAGUGGUUCUGAUCACGAUGAGGUUGAUGAUACUGAUGCUCCAGUUUCUGUAGAGAGUUGUUUAGCCUAUUUCACAAAGCCAGAACUUCUUUCCAAGGAUGAACAUGGUUGGCAAUGUGAUAAUUGCUCCAAAUUUUUACAAGAAAAAAUGGUUAGAUUGAGGAUGAAAUUACGAAAAGCUAGAUCAGAAAUGGCACUAGAUGGUUUUGACGAUAGAAAUCCAAGUGAUCCAUUGACUCAAGGCAAAAGUUGUGCUAAAGUAGAAUAUGUGAUUGGGAAUGUGGAAAAAUAUGUACCUCACACUUCUGAUGAGUGCUUAAAGAACAUAGAGGUUAUUGAUAAUGGAAAUUCAAUGCUUGUAAACAAUCCGCAAGCUGAGAUGAAUCCAAUUGCUCCCCAGUUAGAAGACAGAAAACCGGAGAGCGCAAGUGCCUGUCCUGGUCCAGCAGAGGCUUCACAUUCGAGUUGCCAAAAUGGUGUUAAUUGCAUCAUAAAUGAGUUCAGUGGUGAAAGUUGCAUCGAUACAACUCAGUCUAGAGAGACCGAUAAGUUUGCUGAACAAAAUGAAUCAGAAGUAAGUGUGGAAGACAAUCUGGAUUCAGAAAAGUUGAAAGUGAAGAGGGAUGCAACUAAGAGGAUACUCAUUGAUAAGGCUCCUUCUAUCUUGACAAUCCAUCUAAAGAGGUUCAGCCAAGAUGCUCGAGGUCGAUUGAGUAAAUUGAAUGGCCAUGUGAAUUUUAAAGAGACAAUUGAUCUCAAAAAAUAUAUGAAUCCCAGGUGUACUGAGAGAGACAGGUAUGUGUAUCGUCUGGUUGGAGUGGUGGAGCAUUUGGGGACCAUGAGAGGUGGCCACUAUGUUGCGUAUGUAAGAAGUGCCAAGGGUGAAAAUGGAGAUAGCGUGUGGUAUCAUGCCAGUGAUGCAUAUGUGCACGAGGUUUCCUUAGAGGAAGUUCUUAGAUGUGAAGCCUACAUUUUAUUCUAUGAGCAAACUUGA